Molecule: messenger RNA, 1857 nt
Organism: Seminavis robusta
Lineage: Eukaryota; Bacillariophyta; Bacillariophyceae; Naviculales; Naviculaceae
Source: the annotation of a GenBank genome assembly
AUGCUAGAGACCACAUCCUCUGGCAAUGGCAAUGGCAGUCGGGUGAGUACUAGUAGUACUCCCCGACGCCACAACAGCGGCAUGUUACGCGCUCAUACGACGGCGUAUUUUGCCGGUUUGGAUGCGAAUUUGCAAAUGGGGUUGGCCAUGGUCUUUGGUCUCUAUUUGAUUGUCACAGUGGGAACGUUCUCGAAAUUGCCCACGCCGCAUCAUACAGGGUUCAUGUCAUCACAGAAUAAUUUGGUGCGACGAGCCAAGGUUCUCUUGAAUGGCAAGUACUAUCAACCCGCCAUGACGGCCGCCGAUCUCAAGGGAUUGAUUGCUCAGGAAGAAGCCAAAUUGACGCCCGAACAACAACGAGACAAUCAUUACAAACAAGUAGAAAAUCCACAACAAGCCAUUCUACAACAACAACAACAACAACACAAUGUCAUGGCCAAAAUUGCUAGCACAAGUCCACCCGUCAUCGUCGACUGGAACGAAAUUGCCAAAAUCCAAACCAUUUUCCCCAUCAAAGCCACUGACUCGGUCGAACAAAUUGAUCAUCCGGGAUACCAAUACGCCAAUCAACAACUCUUCAAGGGGCCAGCGCCACCGCCACAGAAAAUGACCGUUCCCAAAUACUGGAAUCCACCUCAAUACGGAGGCGACGUUCGGAAAUUCUUGGGCGAUUACGGCAGUCGCCUCCUGACACCGCAAGAAGCACUCGCCAUUGGCAGUAAAGUCGCCAGUAAUGAUGGACCCGUCGAAACCAUUUACAUUACCAUUGCAUCCUAUCGCGAUCCCGAAUGUCCCGUGACCAUUGAUUCACUCUUUACGCGCGCCAAAUAUCCCGAACGACUUCGCGUCGCCGUUAUUGAUCAACGACUCGACGAUGAUAUGCGGUGUAUUGUCCCGGCCACGCCUUGCUCGGACGAUCCCCAUCAAGUGCUGUGCAAAUACAGCAAUCAAAUUGAAGCCCUCGAAAUGGAUGCGCGACUUGGGAUUGGACCCGUCUUUGCCCGGCAUUUGGGGUACCGACAUUACCGCGGCGAAUACUUUGCCAUGCAAGUCGAUGCUCAUGUCCGAUUUGUUCAAGAUUGGGAUGCCAGUUUGGUCGAACAAUGGCAUCAAGCGCACAAUGAAAUGGCGGUAUUGUCCACGUAUCUCUCGGAUCUCAAUAAUAGUAUUGAUCCCGUCACCCACGCCGCCAUUCGACCGGGACGACCCAUCAUGUGUGCCACCGAUUACGAAGGACAAGGCAAAUACAAACAUUUGCGACAUGGACAACAACCGGAAGGACCUGCCAUGAUUCAUGGACAACCCACGUUGCAUCCCUUUUGGGCGGCGGGAUUUAGUUUUGCACGAGGACAUUUUGUCGUGCAAGUUCCGUAUGAUCAGUAUUUGCCAAUGAUAUUCCAAGGAGAAGAAAUCAGUAUUGGAUUGCGGGGAUUCACCUUUGGAUACGAUUAUUACACGCCCGAAAAAUCGGUUUGCUUUCACAUGUACGCCAUGCUCGAAAACAAGGCCAAACGAGACAAGGUGCCGCAUUUUUGGGAAAAUACACAAACGUACCGUGCGGCGGGAACCAAAGCCAUGCAGCGGCUCAAUGGCAUUAUUGGAAUGGGUGAUCCCGCCGAUACGUACGAUCAUGCCGAAGAAAAGUUGUAUUCGUUAGGGCGUGUCCGACAAAAGGAAAAAUUCUUCAAGACGUUUGGCAUUCAUACCGACACGCAAACGGUGGAGCAUCAUCUUUGUCAAUUUGUGGGACAACCCAUGCAACGACUCUUUCUGCGUGCCAUGAGACAGGAUCAAAUGGGAUUGGAUUAUGAUCAAAUCAAUUAUGAAUGGAAGGAUCCAAAUCCUACGAAAAAAUAA